CAGCUCCACACUGUCGGGAUGUGACCCCGGAACAGGACGCUUCCUUAGAAACAACUCCACAUUCAAAUAAAACACAGGCGAAGAAAACAGAGAAAAAACCCUGGACCAGGAGAGUUGGAUUGCAGUAAUGCACUGAUUGGUUGGAUUGGAUUGCACUGCUAGUCUCCUGAUGCGAAACAGAGCCAGCGACUGUAUGUGAUCCAGUCCUCACAGUAGCCAAGUGGAAAGCAGCUCGCAGCAUUUGGCUUGAACCAGAGAGACAGAGGAAAGGUUUUUUGCGGCGGCGCUUCAGGAGCAGGGGGGAUGAACCGUGAGGAGGCCCCCGGAAAGUCUCCUGAGGAGAUGUACAUUCAGCAGAAGGUGCGGGUGCUCCUCAUGUUGAAGAAGAUGGGAUCAAAUCUGACACCAAAUGAGGAAGCGUUCCUGCGGAACUAUGCAGGCGUGGUGCACAGUCAGAUGAGCCAGCUCCCACAGCACAACAUUGACCAGGGUGCAGAGGACGUGGUGAUGGCCUUCUCCAGAUCAGAGACGGAGGACAGGAGGCAGUGACCUCUUGCCCCCCAGCGGCUCCUCACUACAUCUGAACCCACCACAACACUGUUGACUGACGGAGAGGGAAGGACUGAGAGUGAGAUGGGAGAGGAGCAGGUCUAUAAAGCUCACUGCCUGCCCUACUCCCCCCCUCUCUUCCUCACUCCCCUCCUCUUCCUCACACUAACCGUCACACUAGCAGCCGAGCGUGCGCCUUGCUGUCAGACGAGGUCAUGAAAAAUGAGUCAGUGUGACUUUUCGUUUUUAUUUUUAAAUUUUUUUUUUCCCCUGUUUUUGGUCAGCAUCAUGCUUCAGGCAGUUUGUGUGUUGUGUGUCUGUCCUGGUCAGAGACUGAACGGACCAAGAGCUUCAUUUGUCUGGUCAAACCAAGAGGAAAAGUGUGUAUGAGUUAGGAUAAAUGGACUUUUGGGUUCCUGUUUUUUGGGAUGGUGUUUGUUUUUGUUUUGUUUCUUGUUGCUAUCGUGUAUGGGCUCCUUCAGGUGGAGAUUGUGGAGAGCUGACUGUGUUCAUUUUAUAUAUUUUUUUUUAACUUUCAACCGGAUUGUAAUCCUCACAUCAUAAUCUCAUCACAUUAAAUGUGCAAGAUGUUGAGGAAGCCACUGCACUACAUCAUCAUAAAGGACGUGGAGCGAAUUACCUGACUCAUUCAGUAGUGUUUUUUUUUUUGUUUUCUUUUUGUUUUGUUUUUUUGUUUUUUUUUUUUUGAAUGUUUGUAUUAAUGUGAAAUUUCACAACUUUUUUUUUUUUUUUAUUGUAAAGACAAUACGGAAAAAAUACUAGUGAAUGAAUUGUGCCAACUGUUUCUUUUAUUGUAAAAUAAUUUUUAAAGAUAUCUAAUGAAUGUCUUGAGUCCUUAUUUAUUUUUCCAAUUUUAAUCUUAAAACUGAAAGGUGAACAACAUCCCCUUAGAGACACGUUUUCAGCAAAAGGACGUUUUUACAUAAAUUGCCAUAGAUUAGGACUUUACUAAACAGAGUCAGAACGAAACAGUUUCAGCCUUAAGCUUUAUAACCAACUAGUCUUCUGAGUAUUGGCAGUCAAACUGAAAAGGGAAACUUUCUAACAAAGAACCAUUAACUGCCCAGACAU
This is a messenger RNA of Colossoma macropomum (tambaqui), 1641 nucleotides long. RefSeq names its product catenin, beta interacting protein 1 (gene ctnnbip1). The coding region runs from base 304 to 549 and encodes 81 amino acids. Gene Ontology annotation, cellular component: beta-catenin destruction complex; nucleus; cytosol. Gene Ontology annotation, biological process: negative regulation of Wnt signaling pathway. Lineage: Eukaryota; Metazoa; Chordata; Actinopteri; Characiformes; Serrasalmidae. The transcript has 5 exons. Gene Ontology annotation, molecular function: beta-catenin binding. The record is from RefSeq and is a predicted model, not a curated record.